GCUGCACAAAAACAUCACGGGUGGCUGAUGCAGCUGCGUGUGCUACAAAUACAGCACAUGGUGGCACUUGGAAGCUGUCGGUAACGACGGACACGGAUUGGCUUUAAAUUCCGACUUUGUUUUGACGCUGACAUUAAAAUUUAAGUUGCUUAAAAGUUACUUUAACAGCACUUAGCUGCAAACUUUGAAGUAGUCUGUCCGAGUGGAAAACUGAAGAGGAGUUUUCGAACUUCACUUUGUAGCAGCCACCUCAAAGCUAGCAUGUCGACUGGUCCAAAGCAAGUCAAAAGCUGCCCAAUUCCGACCAAGGUCCUCACCCUGAAGGACUGGUCCCAGCUCCCAGACUGUUACAGCCAGACACCCGGAGGGACCCUCUUCUCCACCACACCUGGAGGUACCCGCAUCAUCUACGACAGGAAGUUUCUCUUGGAUUGUCGAAACUCUCCUCUUGCCCGGACCCCUCCAUGUUGCCUGCCCCAGAUCCCCGGGGUAACGGUACCGGCCACACACCCCAUGGGGAAACUGCAGGACCUUAAGGAGGAGGCAGAGGAGGAAGAGAAAGAUAUUGCAGAUGACAGCCAGUUUGAGAUGGACAUCUGAGCUCCAGUGUUACCUCCUGUGGAGAGUUAUUGGUUUAAAUGCCUAUAAAAGGUCAUUAAUGACUGUAAAGCAUUGAGUUUAAAGCUUUCCCUUUUUUUAUUUUUAUUUUUUUAGGAACCAGCCAAAAAAAAAAAAAAAAAAAAAAUCUGGGAAAUGUAGGGUUUUUUCCUACCCUAUUAAAAAAAAUGGUGUGUUGGACAAUGCAAUGGUAUUGACUAUAUUAGGUUGAUUUGGUUGCUCACUUAGAGCUACAGCAGGAUUGAAAAGGAAAAAUAAUUUUGAUUUUUUUUAUCUUUUGUAAAUAAGAAACUUGUACUAUGUAGCCUAUUUUUUAAGUUGGGGAAGGUGAUUACAUUAAAAGAUGUAUAAAAAGAUUUUUCAAUACAUGCCAACACUUUUCUUCUUUUUUUCCCCGCUGGAAAGGAAGGCUAACUUUCUUUGCAAACAAGUGCCUCCUGAUAGAUGUCAGAGGCCUAAAAAAAAAAUCAGCUCUUUGUUUUGUAUGAAAGGAGUGAUGAUAUGUGAAAAUUUCAAAUAAAGGCUGGGAUUUGUCAACA
Molecule: messenger RNA, 1157 nt
Organism: Melanotaenia boesemani (Boeseman's rainbowfish)
Lineage: Eukaryota; Metazoa; Chordata; Actinopteri; Atheriniformes; Melanotaeniidae
Gene: eif4ebp3l
Product: eukaryotic translation initiation factor 4E binding protein 3, like
Exons: 3
Coding region: 262-600 (112 amino acids)
Biological process (GO): negative regulation of translational initiation
Cellular component (GO): cytoplasm
Molecular function (GO): eukaryotic initiation factor 4E binding
Source: RefSeq, a predicted model, not a curated record